AUGCUGCUUCCAGAGAGCCGCCGUCCAGUUCCCAGCCGCUGUCCACCAUUGCCGAGCUCUGUUUUCCGGCAACAGCCGGUCACACAGCUCCUCACCAUGAAUUCCGGCGAGCUCCCUUGCGCCAUCUCCGACGUGAAUAGCAGUCCCGGCGAGCCUCCUCUUUCACGACCAACAGACGUCAUUCGCGACCAAGAGCAGCAUCCCGUGAACGUCACUGCAUAUGUUUGUCUCCCAGCACCAAACACUGGGCGAGGACAAAAUGUCAAAAGCAGGGCCCAAGUGAUCUCUGUCAAGAAAUACCAAGAGGUUAGUCCUGGUUUGGACAUCUUUCUCCAUUUUUUUACCUGCAGUAUUCGUAAUGGUUCUGUGUUAAUCUCAGUUGUAAUCAAUCAAUCUGGAAUUGAGAGAAUUGUUGUGCCCAGAGUCGACCGACAGACUUUGUUGAUGAUUUGGUUUAGGUUUUGUCAUUUGAUUGUCCUUCAAGGUUCGGUGAUGCAGGAUUCAUUUGGGCGGGCGAAGAAGUGGAUGCAGGAGUUACAAAAGCAAGGUAAUCCUAGCACCGUUAUGGCACUUACUGAAAAUAAAUGUGAUCUUGAAGAUAAGAGUUAUGUGACUGCGGAACUUUUAGCUACCAAAUAA
Messenger RNA from Striga hermonthica, 639 nucleotides. NCBI's taxonomy places the organism in Eukaryota, Viridiplantae, Streptophyta, Magnoliopsida, Lamiales, Orobanchaceae. The record is from the annotation of a GenBank genome assembly.